Molecule: messenger RNA, 610 nt
Organism: Macadamia integrifolia
Lineage: Eukaryota; Viridiplantae; Streptophyta; Magnoliopsida; Proteales; Proteaceae
Product: protein transport protein sec23-1-like
Exons: 3
Coding region: 59-610 (183 amino acids)
Biological process (GO): endoplasmic reticulum to Golgi vesicle-mediated transport; intracellular protein transport; COPII-coated vesicle cargo loading
Cellular component (GO): COPII vesicle coat; endoplasmic reticulum exit site
Molecular function (GO): GTPase activator activity
Source: RefSeq, a predicted model, not a curated record
AAACCUGUUUUUGGUUCCAAAACUUGCUUGAUUUAAUCAUUCAACUUGCAAUUUCAUCAUGAAACAAUUUGCUGGAAGCUUGUACAAGUCAACUGUAGCUAACAUUUGGUGGAUUAAAAGGAGAUUGCUUGAAGACUCACAUUUUGAGGCUAAGUUUGAUCAUGACAGAUGGCUUGGGGAAUCAUUGAUACAUCUAUGUGUUUGCCUAGCUGAAUACCAAGUUGAUUUUUCGUCCUAUUUUAGCUUACCUAUUCAGAUCUCAACGUUUCCAUGGUACAUGUACCUGUUGAUGGGUUCACCAUUUGUCCAGGUCCUUAAGAAUAUAGUGGAUGAAAUUGCUUAUUCCAGAAUGUACCUAAACCGGGAGAAUUUGAAAAAUACAAUUCGUAUGAUUAUGCCUUCACUCAGAUGUUACCCCAUCGAUGGGAAUUCGAGAGCUGUACCUCUUGAUUUAGCUUCCAUUGAUUCCGACGAAACCUUCUAUUUGAACUCAUUUCUUAGUAUUGAUGUUCUUCAUGCAAAAAAUAUGGCUGUGCCGCAAAAUAUGGGAGAGGUAACCUUCUGUUCAAUAUACAAAAUGUCCUACAAAUUUAGAAGUCUAAUUUUAUGA